Aphis gossypii (cotton aphid) is the source of this 1494-nucleotide messenger RNA. Its product is annotated as isatin hydrolase-like. NCBI's taxonomy places the organism in Eukaryota, Metazoa, Arthropoda, Insecta, Hemiptera, Aphididae. The transcript has 5 exons. The coding region runs from base 355 to 1143 and encodes 262 amino acids. The record is from RefSeq and is a predicted model, not a curated record. Gene Ontology annotation, molecular function: arylformamidase activity.
CGUGUGCAGAUGAUACUCUUAUGAUUAGGAGUAAAAAACUACACUACCUACGAGAACGACUAUAUAGGACAUAGGUACUCAGUAUAAAUUACAUUACUAAACCUAUAAGUGCGCAUAAAUCAAUGGUCGGUGAUUUCAAAUGAGUGGUUAACGCAUAAUUUAUCAAUAUAAUAGCAAAGAGAACUGACUCUAUAUUGUCCAGCAGAAUAUUUAACAUUUAACAUAGAAAACGAGCUCUUUACAUCCACUGAUGUGACCGGUGAAUAUAUACAAGAGGUUUCAAAAUACAACACUAAAUUUUAAAUUUUAAAAUAGUCGAUAUCAAUGUUAUAGGCAUACUGACCAUAUAGUGAAAUGGAAUACGCACGAAUACAAUUGCCGUCGUUCUCGAUGGUGAUGAUCGCGAUGACGGCACUACUCCCGGAUGGUACCGCCGCCGCCUUGAUAGACCUUGGUCACAGUUACCGGUUCGGGACCACAACUUGCUGGGACCCAACACAGCGAUUCAACAUAUACGACGUCUACACGGGACCUGGACCGAACGGACUGUACAUCACGGAAAGCUUCUCGACGCCUGAACACUGCGGCACUCAUCUGGACGCCCCGUUUCACUUUAACCCGGCCGGGUGGAAGCUGCAAGACAUCCCGCUGCACCGAACGGUGGUUGAAGGCGUACAUGUGAACGUAAGUAGUGAAGUCAAUGGAAACAGUGACUUUUUACUGACCGCUGAUCAUUUGAAAGCGUGGGAACAAGCCAACGGUCCACUGCCAAAUCGAUCAGUGAUUUUGGUGAACUUCGGCUGGGCUCACAAAUUUGGAGAUCGUCAGUCAUACUACAGUGGAUUACAUGAACCUUACAGGUUUCCCGGACUGUCCGAGGACGCGGCCCAGUGGAUCGUCGAUUCCGGAAAAGUGUACGGCGUCGGGGUGGACGGUCCGAGCGUGGACCCGGGCCAGUCGACGACGUACGGCGUACACGGGGUACUGUCCAAAGCCAACCUGUACAACCUGGAAAACGUAGCGUUGAACGGGACGACGCUGCCAGCCAGGGGGUUCAAGCUGGUCAUCCAACCGGUCAAGAUCGACGGCGGCACCGGCAGCCCGGUCAGGAUAUUGGCCUUUACGCGGAACGCGUUCGAAUGACGACGCGGGACGGCAUCGAAUCGAAUGGCACCGCCGAAUAAUCGUUUUUCUUUUUUCCACUCGCUGCGACAGCUAUACACACGACAACAACAGUGUUGCACGCUGCUCGGAGCGCCGGCUGACGACGGGCGUCAUAAUUAAUAAUAAAAAACAACACUGUUAUCGAAUUUUCUUUAGCGUUAGUAUACCGCUUAGAUUUACGCUCUAAACAUAAUAUUAUUAUACAUAAGUUGCCGUUAUACCACGUUAUAAUAUUAUAUAACCACGGUAUGUAUGCGUAAUAUGCAAAACAAAUAGAUGUUGUAAAAACAAUAAUAUUAAUUUUAUAAAUAAAACGAUUAUGCGUUUUUA